AUGUCAGCAGACGAUAUACAGGGCAGUGUCAUAGACUCGAAGCUGAGCGUCAAAGGCGCAACGGGACUUCGUAUCGUCGAUGCUUCGGUGUUCCCGACUAUUCCGAAUUGCCACAUACAAGCUAUCGUGUACACCCUCGCAGAACGGGCUGCUGAUCUCAUUAAGGCGCAGCACAAGCUGGCUAACUAG
Molecule: messenger RNA, 189 nt
Organism: Phanerochaete carnosa HHB-10118-sp
Lineage: Eukaryota; Fungi; Basidiomycota; Agaricomycetes; Polyporales; Phanerochaetaceae
Exons: 2
Coding region: 1-189 (62 amino acids)
Molecular function (GO): flavin adenine dinucleotide binding; oxidoreductase activity, acting on CH-OH group of donors
Source: RefSeq, a predicted model, not a curated record